GGCUUUUCCGGAUUCGUUGAUGUAAACACUAGUUACAUGUGGCCUUUCGAGGACAAUUCACCUUUCGGCUACUUUAAAUCCAAGUCUCUAACUGUGGAAAGGCACAUACUGGAGCGACGCUAGGUGAGCACUGAAGUAUCGACCAUGAUGUGGUGGACAGUGACGAUUGUAUGGCUGGCUUCCGCGGUUUUGUUGUCGGACAUGGUUUCCUUUUGUACCGGACAAGCGACAAGUGAACAGACCAGUCCAACUUCUGGAAAACUAAGUUUCAAAACUCCUGAUUUGAGCGAUGAAGAAGCGCAUUCGUUACAUUUGCCGACAGCGCUUAAGUGUGAUGCUUGCAGGAUUCUAGCAUAUUCGAUACGAGAGUCAUUUGAUGAAGCUCAUAGGAAGAGGCCUUCUCUCAAAAGAUUACCUGAAUCAGAUUUGAUUGAUAUACUAGAAAAUAAGUGUGACCAACAAUGGGAAAAUGUUGGGGUCAAAGAAAUCGAGGGAGUAAAGAGACUUUCAGGCCCUGGUCUUGAGACUUCGGAAGUGCCAGGAAUUAUGCAAGGUGGAGGUAAAUGGCCAUACAGAAUUAAUGAAAGGUGUGGUUACUACGUUGGGGAGUAUGGAGAGGAUGAAAUAUACAACAUAUAUAAAAAAAAUCCUGACAAGUUUGAGAAAUGGAUGUGUUAUGGGAAAGAUGGUGAUUGUACAGCAAAAAACAAAAUUAAAAAGAAAACUGAACUUUGAUAACAUGUUUUUAAACAUUUUGUUUUGUUCUAUGUGGUAGGGUAGAUUUCAUAAUUGUGGUAUGAUUACUGGAGUCUUUCAAGUCUAUUGUUAGAUAACUAGGGAGUCUCUAAUAUUGAGUUUUCAAGAAUUGAUGUAUAGUUUUGCGGCUAUAUUGCGAGGUAACUAAGAGACUCUUGUAGGUCAGUGGGAAUUUUCCAGGGAAUCUUUGAGACUUGCCAUAUAACUUGG
Messenger RNA from Saccoglossus kowalevskii, 966 nucleotides. Its product is annotated as marginal zone B- and B1-cell-specific protein-like. Gene Ontology annotation, cellular component: extracellular region; endoplasmic reticulum chaperone complex. The record is from RefSeq and is a predicted model, not a curated record. Gene Ontology annotation, biological process: regulation of B cell proliferation. NCBI's taxonomy places the organism in Eukaryota, Metazoa, Hemichordata, Enteropneusta, Harrimaniidae.